Molecule: messenger RNA, 3005 nt
Organism: Babesia bovis T2Bo
Lineage: Eukaryota; Apicomplexa; Aconoidasida; Piroplasmida; Babesiidae
Product: elongation factor Tu GTP binding domain containing protein
Exons: 2
Coding region: 165-2990 (941 amino acids)
Molecular function (GO): GTPase activity; GTP binding
Source: RefSeq, a predicted model, not a curated record
GAUACUCCAAUGGAUAGAUGAUUCCAGUGCUUAUAUUCUAUAUCAUGCCACAAAAAGUCUUUAACAAGCAGUUUUACCUAUGUAUGUUACUAGUCCUAUGAGUGAAGACAGAGUAUACCACAGAUAGACAUUGGCUUGUAGCAGUUAUACAACAUCUAUUCCCAAUGGUCAUACGGAAUAGUCGUGUAUUACUGGGUAAGCCAGUACCCUGUGGUAAUUACACUAGGGGCUACGUCGAUUUCAAAUCGCACAUUCGCCGUCCAAGGGUAUCGCUAGAAACCCCUAAUCAUACUACCAGUGUAGUCCAUAUGAUGACCCAAGGUCUGAGAUCGCCUGGUUUGAAGAAUGUUAAACCUGGCAACCAUGAUGCUUAUGGAUUCAAUGCUAUUUCCCAGCCGAACAAGGCAUUGCGUGAACUAAGACCGCUGGGCACUGCUGCUGACGAUGUUGCUACCGAUCGUGCGUAUAUCAAUUCGAGGGCUGCAAUGACACAAAAGGCUAAAAGCCGAUGGAUGACUCUGGAUAAAGAUGCGGCCACGGCAAUUCCAGAGCCCAUAGUGGAUGACGUACCCGUUGUUAAAGUUGAGAUCCCACAAAAUGACGAUUUACAGUUUGAGCUGCUGCGAUACGAGGGCGUGGAUCCCGACAUACUGUCCUCUGUAAAGGAGUUGAGAGACCGCCUUCGUAUAGAGCACUCUAAAAGCACAGAAGGAAAUAUCGCCAGUAUAUCGUCGCCAUCCUAUAUAUCCUUCCUGAUACAGCGUUUGAAGUUACUGGGCUUCAGCGAUUACAGCCACGAGGACCUCAUGGAACGUGUGUUGACAGUUAUACAUCGAGGUGGAUUGACCAAGGAAGAUACAGUCCGAUGGGUCAAUGAGUACAAGACACCGGUACGUACCCAAUUGAGUGAUAAGUCGUUAGAGGACGAGCUGGGAUCGUUGUUGUCCACCAUUCGUGGCCGUGUGGAUACCUCAAUAGCUGUCCUAGACUCCAUGAAACCGGUUGAUCGAUAUAUCACGGCACCUAACAAUGUAUUUCCAGGAUUGGAUUCUCCUGGGACCAGUCGUCAUAUGCCGAAUAUUGACAGUUCAAUUCUAGAUAAGGUUGACCGCAUGGAUUACAGUAGUGUAGGUACCAGGGCACCUUUGUCCCGAGACGUGAGCAACGAUAAAGUGCUGACUGUAAACCAAUUGACAUGCGAAGUUCUAUCCUCUUUUCUGGAGGUGGAUCUAUCCAAGAUCGAAGCAUUAUCAAUGGAGCUUGACUGCAAGCCUGGUGCCCUGACUACUGACGAAGCCAUGUUCAUUGUCGAUGAGCUUUCGCUACCAUAUAGUGUAUCCAUAGCGGAGUACCAGGGGUCAGUAUUAUUGAAACGGAUCAAGCAAUCUAUGGUAACCCGACCACUGGUGGUUACCAUCAUGGGCCACGUUGACCAUGGUAAGACUACUCUCCUGGACACACUACAGAACUCCGAUAUCGUCUCUGGAGAAGCCGGUCGAAUAACCCAGAAGUUGGGAGCAUUUAAAUUAAACCUAGAUCGUGGUACAUUAGUGUUCAUGGACACUCCGGGUCACGCUGCGUUUGGCCGUAUGCGAGAUCGUGGUGUACGCUGCGCUGAUAUCGUGAUAUUGGUUGUAGCCGCUGAUGACGGGGUGAUGCCUCAGACCAUGGAGGCCAUUGACCUUAUUAAGCGAGAUUGCCUACCAUGUAUAGUAGCUGUUAAUAAAAUAGACCUGGACUCAGGCCAACAUGUACGCGGUAUGUUGGCAGAGUCUGGUUUGGACAUGGAAAAGAUACCCAUGGUGUAUAUAUCAGCCAAGCACGGUACUCAGAUAGACACUUUACUAUCGGCCAUAUUCGAGCUGGGUAACACUAUUAACCGAGAGGUUGAUGCCAACAUGGCUGGUACGGCAUACGUCUUCGAGACGGAGUUGCACCCUACUAUUGGUGGUUGUUUGCGUGCAAUAGUUCGUAGCGGUGUUAUAAAGGAGGGUGGCUGGCUAGUUUGUGGCAGUACCUGCAACAAGGUCAAACGCAUAUAUGACAGUUCAUAUCGCGUAAUAAAGGCGGGAUAUCCAUCCGAUAUAAUACAGAUCGCGUGGUCCAGUGACGCUUUGCAUGCCGGUUUUUUUGUCCACCAAAGGGAAUCACGUGCUGACGCGCAGAAGAUGGUCGCUUUGGCUAAGCGUCGUGAGGCUAAUGCAACUAUAUCACCAGGCAAGCUUGGUUCUGUUGACACCGUAGAUAAAUUACCACCUGAAUUUGGCGUUGUUCUCCGCUGUGGAGACCAGGGUGGACUCGAUGCCGUGCUCGAGUGGAUAUCGCAAUUCAACAAGCUCCAACGGGAUAAUUGUUCUAUUGACCACUUGAUAGAACGUGGGUAUAUCAAUGGCAGUACCAAGGACCCUAGGCAAUUGCUACAAAACUGGGAACCCAUUCGAGUGGUCUCUAGCAGUGUAGGCCCUUUCAAUAGAAGCGACUCGCAGUUUGUUGAGGUGGGUAACGUAGCUUUUUUGGGGUUCUCCACCAGUAUACCUGAAGGGAUCCUAAAGCCCUCUUUGGUUUCUGUACACAACGUUAUAUACGAGCUUUUCAAGGAUAUAGAACGCAUCUUUGAGUUCUACUUUGGUGCUACUUAUGUGGUGAAGCAGGAAGCUACUAUGCAGGUGACUCAGCUGGGAACAUUGAACCUGAAGGGUAUUGGUAAAUGCCAAGCUAUUGGUACUACUGUAUCCCUGGGCAAUGUAAAGAUCAAUAACACCUGCAUGGUUAUACGUGACGGGAAGACAUUGGAACGUGAUUUACGUAUUCAUUCAAUGCAGUCGUCGAGGAGGGACGUCACGGAAUUGCUCAAGGGCGACAGUAACAACUGUUUGGUAUUCCGUGAGUGUUCCACGGAAAUACAUAUUGGCGAUGAGCUGGUGUCAUAUACUAAGGAGCCAUUGCCACCGCUAUUCGGUGUGGUACACAACCACUUGCUAGAUGUUUAGAGGGUCACAUGGAAC